UCGCGCAAUGACUCAUUUUCACAUCUGCUUCAUUCUUUCGCUGUUCAUCAGUAGUUCCUUCUCUAUUGAUGUCAACAACUUGGGAAAAUCACAAAUCCCCAUUCUAACCGCAGAAAUUUGCGACAAAAAACCAGAAAUCGAGGAAAUUACGCUUUUAAGUGCGAACAUCACGAAAAUCGAGACAAACGCUUUGCACAAAUGUAAUCGCGUUGUAAAAAUUUGGCUCGAAGAUAACCUGCUGACCGAUUUGUUCUCGGAAACGUUCAAAAACAAACCAAAACUGCGGGAAUUAAAUUUGCGACGAAAUCGUCUCGAGUAUUUGGACGAAGAUGUCUUCGAUGGCUUAGCUGCGUUAGAAACACUUAAUCUGCAAUGUAACAAAUUGAUUUUCUUCUCGUCGCGUCACACGCAAGACUUGAUGCUGCUGAAAUACUUAAACAUCGCCAGCAAUCACUUGAUUAAUCUCGAAAUUAAUGAACUGCUUGCCAAGUUACCGCAAUUGGGAUUCAUCAAUUACAACGGGAAUGACAUUUCUUGCGCGCGUCACGCUGUAAUUUCGGCAAAAAUUAAUGCUUCGGGUGUCGGCAUGGGUGACGCACAUUGCGAUGGCAUCCGGAGUGUCGACUUGAUUGAGAGCGAAAGUCCCCAAUAUACGGCAGAACCGUACUUUUGUAUGCCGGAUGAUAAAUGGGAUCUGAGAUCGACGGAGGUCAUCGCACGCAUUGACGAAUUGAAGCAGAGAAAAAAGUACGAAACGAAGAAAUAAUAAAAAGUUUUACGACAUCGACCACCCCUCGACGAAGUGAAAUUUAGCGAAUGCGAAAAUGCGGUAAAAAGUAUUACAAGAAGCGCCAUCACACAUGACAUUUAUUCGCUCAUAAUUCAAUCUGCUGUCACAAAAUGUUUUUCUGUGCGGCGAAAACGCGCGAAAAACUUAUUUGCACUCGCGUUUCGAAUAAUUGUCGAAAAAUAAAGACAAAUAAAUUCAAUUUUACUUCAAGACGGGUGCGAUGCCGCA
Culicoides brevitarsis is the source of this 1018-nucleotide messenger RNA. RefSeq names its product carboxypeptidase N subunit 2-like. NCBI's taxonomy places the organism in Eukaryota, Metazoa, Arthropoda, Insecta, Diptera, Ceratopogonidae. Gene Ontology annotation, cellular component: plasma membrane. Gene Ontology annotation, molecular function: protein binding. The record is from RefSeq and is a predicted model, not a curated record. The coding region runs from base 8 to 766 and encodes 252 amino acids. The transcript has a single exon.